AUGACACAAAAUCAAUGCCCGACGAGUUGCUCGUGUCAUCCAUGCUCGAACAAGGGACCUUCUGCGGAUCGCAGAAAUACGGCGGUAGCUUUGAAAUUUGCCACAGGCAAGUCGGUCGGCUCGGCUCGGCUGGGCUCGGCUCGAUGCCCACCGGAGUCGGCAACCAUCGCGUUGCAGACACAAAAGCUGCAGGGUCCUCUUAAGGGUACGGUGGGAUUGCUUGUAUUUGCGUUGCGCGAAUCGAGGCCGCAUUCUGCGCUGUUCGUCGGAGGACUCAGCCGAUCAGACGUCGUGUUGACAUGCUUUACAAAGUCGAUAAUAUGUUAA
Soboliphyme baturini is the source of this 327-nucleotide messenger RNA. Lineage: Eukaryota; Metazoa; Nematoda; Enoplea; Dioctophymatida; Soboliphymatidae. The record is from the annotation of a GenBank genome assembly.